Messenger RNA from Erythranthe guttata (spotted monkey flower), 781 nucleotides. RefSeq names its product large ribosomal subunit protein uL11. Gene Ontology annotation, molecular function: structural constituent of ribosome; large ribosomal subunit rRNA binding. Gene Ontology annotation, cellular component: cytosolic large ribosomal subunit; ribosome. Gene Ontology annotation, biological process: translation. NCBI's taxonomy places the organism in Eukaryota, Viridiplantae, Streptophyta, Magnoliopsida, Lamiales, Phrymaceae. The record is from RefSeq and is a predicted model, not a curated record.
ACACCUAAAACACUCCCAACACCGCCGCCGCUCCUCCACCAUUUCUAAGCGCAACACCACCUAAAGCUUCAAAAUGCCGCCGAAGUUCGACCCGAGCCAGGUCGUCGACGUCUACGUCCGGGUCACCGGAGGAGAAGUCGGAGCGGCGUCGUCACUCGCCCCCAAAAUCGGUCCGCUCGGUCUCUCCCCCAAAAAAAUCGGUGAGGACAUCGCAAAGGAGACCGCCAAGGACUGGAAGGGCCUCCGCGUCACCGUCAAGCUGACGGUGCAGAACCGUCAGGCCAAGGUCACCGUCGUCCCCUCCGCGGCGGCGCUUGUCAUCAAGGCGCUGAAGGAGCCCGAGCGCGACAGGAAGAAGACGAAGAACAUCAAGCACAACGGCAACAUCGCGCUCGACGACGUCGUAGAGAUCGCGAAGAUCAUGCGGCCGCGGUCCAUGGCGAAGGAGCUCGCCGGAACUGUGAAGGAGAUCCUCGGCACGUGCGUUUCUGUUGGAUGUACCGUCGACGGAAAGGACCCCAAGGAUCUGCAGCAGGAGAUCUCCGACGGUGAUGUUGAGGUUCCUCUCGAUUGAUUAUUUUCUCUGGAUUUUGUUAUUUUGCUGAAUCUUCUCUUUUCUAGGUUUUGGAUUUUGUUAUAUUAGUUUUUUUUAAUUUUUGUGCUUUUUUCUUUUCAGUGUUUUUUUUUUGUUUUAAUUUGAAUGCCUGGUUUUCAUAGUGAUGAAUUUUGCUUCUGCAUUUUACUCUUUUAAGUUAAAUUUUGGUGAUUACUGUUUCGAUUU